Molecule: messenger RNA, 324 nt
Organism: Trypanosoma brucei brucei TREU927
Lineage: Eukaryota; Euglenozoa; Kinetoplastea; Trypanosomatida; Trypanosomatidae
Exons: 1
Coding region: 1-324 (107 amino acids)
Source: RefSeq, a predicted model, not a curated record
AUGUUCCCCUUUUCUGUUUAUUUGUUUGCUUUUGAACCCUCAAAUAUUACGGACCGGAUUUUUCCCACGCGUGGGAUUUUGCUGUCAUCCACCACCAAAUCACUCUCGAUUUUCCCCAACUUUACAUCGUUACACAGGGCUGCUCUUUCCUUUUUUUCCUUUGAUGUGACGAGCAGCGGCAGGCAGAACUAUCCAACCUCCUUUACGUUGACCACUUCUAUGUUAUUUUUUUUUUUAAAAAUCCCUUCGCGUCACAAUUUUCUUCUUCUACCGAAACAAACAAAGGAAGGAAGGAAGGAAAAGCACACCAAAUACUAUUAUUAA